UCUCCCCAUCCAUCCAUCCAUCAACACGACCAGACACACACACACGGUGUCUGUCUCUGUGUGUGUGUCUCUAAGUAUGCACUGAAGAUCUUUCUUCACCUGUCUUUCUAGCUUUACAAGAAGAAGAAGAACGGUCGCGACCCACCAGGUGAAAGAAAGAGCUUUGUUUGUCCCUUCCAUGGCGAAUCUGAAGGGAGGGACGAGGCCGCCGUGGGUGGGCCUUGGUGCCGCCGUGUGGCUCCAGAUAGGCUCCGGCAACGGCUUCAACUUCCCCCUCUACUCCCAUUCCCUCAAGUCGGUCCUCGGGUUCAGCCAGCACCAGCUCACCAUGCUCGGCGUCGCCAACGACAUCGGCGAGAACGUCGGCCUCCUCCCCGGCUACUUCUGCAACAAGUUCCCCCCUUGGGCCGUCCUCUUGAUCGGCGCGCUCGCCUGCUUCUCUGGGUACGGCGUGCUUUAUCUCGCCGUGAGCCGGACCGUCGAGUCUGUCCCUUACUGGUUGUUGUGGCUUGCCCUCUGUAUUGCCACCAAUAGCAGUGCCUGGCUCAGCACAGCCAUUCUGGUAACAAACAUGAGAAACUUCCCUCUAAGCCGAGGCACGGUUGCAGGGAUCCUCAAAGGUUAUGCAGGCCUAAGCGCUGCUGUAUUUACUGAAAUUUACAGUGUCUUGCUUCGACAUUCCUCUUCCAAGUUACUGGCAUUCCUCUCCAUUGGGAUCCCUCUCCUCUGUAUCACCUUGAUGUACUUUGUUAGGGCUUGUACUCCUGCUUCAGGUGAAGAUGCUUCAGAACAUGGCCAUUUUCUUUUCAUACAAGCUGCAAGCAUUGUGCUUGGCUUAUAUCUCCUAACGACGACGAUAUUAGAUGUUGUGCUUUCUUUGACGCCUCCCAUAUCCUUUAGUUUCAUUGUCAUUAUGAUUCUCCUUCUCAUGGCUCCUCUGGCGAUUCCUGUCAAGAUGACAUUGUUCCGCAGCAAGACAAAUAAAUCGGAGACUUCUAACCAAUCAGCUACGUCUUCCGGUUGUUCAAUAAAUGAGAAUGUCGAUGAGAAAACUGAGCCACUUUUGACACGUAUAUCAUCUGCUACACAUGUAGCAAGUUUCUGUGAGAGUGAUGGGCCAUCAGAGAUUGACUUGCUUUUGGCAGAAGGUGAGGGAGCAGUGAAGAAGAAGAGGAGGCCCAAGAGAGGGGAGGAUUUCAAGUUCUUUGAAGCUCUUGUUAAGGCAGAUUUCUGGCUUCUGUUCUUGGUGUAUUUUGUCGGAGUUGGUACUGGCGUGACCGUGCUUAACAAUCUGGCCGAAAUAGGGAUUGCUCAAGGUGUCCAUGACACAACCAUCUUGUUGUCUCUCUUCAGUUUCGGCAACUUUGCGGGCCGUCUUGGCGGGGGUGUCGUUUCUGAACAUUUUGUCAGGUCAAAAACUAUGCCUCGAACAGUUUGGAUGACAUGGACUCAAGUUGCUAUGAUUGCCAUAUACCUUCUGUUUGCUUCUGCUUUUGACGGUACACUUUUUGUGGCGACUGCAUUACUCGGUAUCUGCUACGGUGUCCAACUCUCUAUAAUGGUCCCGACCGUCUCCGAACUUUUCGGACUGAAGCAUUUUGGAAUAUUUUACAAUUUCAUGUCACUGGGGAACCCAAUUGGUGCAUUCCUCUUGUCCGGCCUCCUAGCCGGGUAUGUUUAUGACAACGAGGCAGCCAAACAGCACGGACUCUCUCUCCAAGGACUCGUGCUUCUAAAUUCGAGCGGGUCCUGCCUUGGUCCAAACUGCUUUAGGCUCACUUUCCUUGUUCUUGCUGGUGUCUGCGGUUUUGGAGUGAUAUUGAGCAUAAUUCUGACUAUCAGAAUAAAGCCCGUUUACCAGAUGCUUUAUUCUGGGGGUUCAUUUAGGUUGCCAAACAGUUCUAGUCACUGAUAGAUUCGAAGGAACAGAGCAUAGGCACGAACGUUUAACUCAUGGGACAGCAUGUGGUUACCUAUAUCUCACACGGUAGCGACAUGACUCAGAGCACGUCUUAGUGCCACCCAGAAAAGCAAACCACCAGUUAUAAGAUUGGUCAUGUUAUGGAAAGUAUCCUACGCAUUGAAGCAAAGAUCUGCAUUUUUGCUGUUA
This is a messenger RNA of Syzygium oleosum, 2110 nucleotides long. RefSeq names its product protein NUCLEAR FUSION DEFECTIVE 4-like. The record is from RefSeq and is a predicted model, not a curated record. The transcript has 3 exons. Gene Ontology annotation, cellular component: membrane. Lineage: Eukaryota; Viridiplantae; Streptophyta; Magnoliopsida; Myrtales; Myrtaceae. The coding region runs from base 179 to 1912 and encodes 577 amino acids.